Molecule: messenger RNA, 1962 nt
Organism: Symbiodinium sp. CCMP2592
Lineage: Eukaryota; Dinophyceae; Suessiales; Symbiodiniaceae
Source: the annotation of a GenBank genome assembly
AUGGCCGAAAAGGCCCUUCCUGCAAGUCUGCCUGAGGCUGCUCGCCGAGCCAAGCUUCCCGCUGUGAAGCAGAAGAUCUUGGAGCGGCUCAAGGCUCAGAAAGCUGAACAAGCCGCGAAGCCUUUGGCCAAACUAGGGGGAGCGCCUGCUGCUCCGGUAGCGGGAGCUCAGGUGCCGGGUCAAGUACCUCCUCCCCCACAGCCACCGGCACCGCCACCUCCACCUUCAGACGUGGGCGUCGCCAUAGUCAAACUCGACGGAGUGGAGAUCUGUGGUGACGAGCCCUGGUUCGCAGAUGCAGUCAUUCGACGACGGCUUCGCGAGUCUGUGGCGGAUGCCCACAAGGAGCAGAAGAUCCUUGUCGGACUGCCAUCAGAUGAGGUGGUGAGAAUCUGUCCGGAGGACGGUCGAGUCCCUUUUGCUGGGGCCGUGCUUCGGCUUGGUGGUGCUCAUCUGGGCGGCUAUGGGGAGUCAGACAUUGCCUACGCAUACCGCCAGCUUUCUCGAGCGCUCCACCCGGACAAGAACCCGGAUUUGGGAGACAAGGCUCAAGCCGCUUUCCACAGACUCUCGGAGGCAUCCGAAGAGCUUCGGCAAGGACUUCAGGAGCAACGCCAUGCAUUGAAACUCAUUGUUGGCGUCAUGGGCGGCACGGCCACCGAGAUGAUGCUCGAGAGGCCGCAGGAGGCGUUGUUUGCAGAAGCCAGUCGACUGCUCUGUGCAGUCUGUGGCAUAGUCACCGAAGGGGAAGUCUCAAACGUGGCACAGGGGCGAGCCCGUAUCAAGUUUGAGCGAUCUUCUCGAAUGUUCUACAGCUGUCACAUGCAGACGCUAAUGACAGAGUGGUUUGAAAAGACGCAUCUUCUCGAUCUUUACGCCAGCGUGCCAAUCAGGACAGCGUACGACUGUGCUCCCAAAUGCUUCCGAGCGCAGUUCUUGUGCCUCCUCAACAGGGCAGCUAUGGCAGAGGCGAAGCGCUUCAACGACUGUGUACGGGGCAGCUGGCCGAAAAUUAUGCAGACGUUUCCAGAGAUGAGCCUUUGGCGCGAGCUGCGCCAGGCCAUCCACUCCCACGUCUGGGACAGCAGCGGGGAGCCCGUGCAAGCGCCUCCAGAGGAAGUUCCAGCAGAGCAUGGCAAGCGGAGCAGGAGCUCCGAAAUCUUCAAGUGUCACAGGAGCAGGAGUCGAAGCCGUCGUCGUAGAGACAGGGACGACAAGAAGGGCCGUCGGUCGAACGACGAUGAGGUGGACGAUGGCCGACGCCACCGAGAUGAUACGAACUGGUAUGAACGCAAUCCGAUUCGAAGCCGAGGCCGAGGCUCCAUGGCUGAACGGGAACGGAAGAGAGACCUGGCUUGGGAGGCCCGCUGGACAACCAGCGAUGAAGAUGGGCAAAAGCCGUCGCAAGCAGAGGAGUCUGCCGAGCUCACGCCGAUGCGAGAUGCACGCGAGGUCAUCGCUGUCCAUCCAACUGCCGGUUGGAGGGCUUGCAAAUGGGCGAGGAAGUGGAGAUCUGCCAUGGCUGCGAUCUUGCCGAGCGGUUUCGAUGCUGCAGUUCCCCUCACCGAUACAGAGGUGCGUAAACUCGGCCUCCUGCUGUGGAAGGACAUCGUCAAAUGGGUGCAGGAGACUGAGGGAAAUCGCUACCUGGGCCUCUUCAGAGCUGACCAUCAAACAUCCAAGACGUUCGGAUGGGAUGGCAAGGAGAUGCCAACGUCGCGAGGGUUGGAGCCCUUGGAGCCCGGGGCGACUCCGCCAGAAUGGUCCUUCGUUCCCGUGACGGAUCUGUUUCUAGUGGUGGGAGAGGGUCUCGUCGGCGUCACCACCGAGGGCAUCUUUGCUGAAAAGGCAAAAGGCCAGAAGAGAACAAGUCUCAGGGAAUGCUACAAGCCAAAGCAGCUCACCGACCAGAAUGGUGCCGACAAUGGCGGCCCGCCCAAGCCCGAAGACGCGACUGCUUAG